Molecule: messenger RNA, 1281 nt
Organism: Papaver somniferum (opium poppy)
Lineage: Eukaryota; Viridiplantae; Streptophyta; Magnoliopsida; Ranunculales; Papaveraceae
Product: putative F-box protein At3g47150
Exons: 4
Coding region: 1-1281 (426 amino acids)
Molecular function (GO): protein binding
Source: RefSeq, a predicted model, not a curated record
AUGGCGUUUCUUUCUCCACUGCUUGGUUUCGGACCACGACUAUCUGGUGGUCGGCAUCAUCGCCGUCAACAAAGCAGGGUUGCGAAAGCUAAUAUUAAGUAUAAUAACGUAUUAAACCACACACCCAAAAAAUUUGGUUCUCGUUCCGGACUGAAACCUCGUGGCCAGAAAAGGAAGCAAAUGGAGGGAGAGACUCGGGAGAAGACGAAGAAAAGAAGUAAAGUUUGUUGUGAUCACAAUGAAGUAAAUGCUAUAUCAAACACCGUUAGCAGUAAGAAUAGUGGUGUGGUUUUAAAUCUGAAUAACCAUGUCACUGUUGAGAUAUUGAGCAGGCUCCCACCGAAGUCACUACUGAGAUUUAAGUGUGUUUGCAAGAAUUGGUUUCACUUAAUUCAAAAAGAUACAACAUUUAUCAAUCUGCAUUUUGAGCGGUCAAAAUCACGACCUCGUCUCUUCGUCACCAAUCAAAUUGAGUAUCAGAAGAAGUAUAAUUUAAUGACGUUUGACAUAUUGCUUGGAGGCACUGUUGGAGGUGUAUCAACUUUAACGUUAAACACCAUACAAGAGAUGGACUUUACUAAAUAUGAUAUGAUGUUGAAACCUGUAAAUGGUUUAAUAGGUUUCUUCAGCAAUACAAGAGACGACCCUGGUGUCUGUAUAUGCAACCCGAGUACCGGAGAAGUUACACCAUGGAUUGAAUCAAAAUUGUUACGCGUUAAAACUAACAUAAGUCACAAAAGGUAUAUGGGUUCCCCAAAUGCUAAUUGUACAUUGGGAUAUGAUCCUGCCACUAAGGAACAUAAGGUGGUUGGCAUAUGGGUACAGUUUGUGAGCACUUAUUUGCUUUCGGAAGGUGAUGCUAAUGAUAAGGAUAGACAAAAGAUCAUUGUGGCAUUUGAUGUUGGAAGUGAGAAGUUCAGAACAAUUACGGUCCCAAGUUACAUCUUUGAUCAGCCUCCUGACUAUGAUAAUGAUGAUGAUAGAAACAAGAAACACUCAACAAGUUCUUGGACUCGAGUAACUAUGGAGCUACCUUACACUCUGGAUGAACAUCACAGUGAAUUUCGUAUAAAUCCAAUUCCAGGAACAAACCAAAUAAUCCUAAGCUCUUAUGUUAAAACAGCUGAUUGGAAAAUAUUUGACACUGCUUAUCACUCAUAUAAUUGGAAAACAAAGAGCUUCAAUGAGAUUGAGAUCAGUGGGAUCCCCUCCUCGGUUCCAUUUUUUACCUCGGAAUCAAGCGUUGCAAUUUUCUUCGAGCACCUUUUGCCUCUUCGGUAG